UAUGCAGGAUGUGCUGCCCAAGUUUUCCUGUUGGUAGUUUUGAUUUCAGCAGAGUAUUUUAUUCUCACCAUCAUGGCCUAUGACCGCUACAUUGCCAUCUGCAAGCCCUUGCACUAUGGGACCCUCCUGGGCAGCAGAGCUUGUGUCCACAUGGCAGCAGCUGCCUGGUGCAGUGGCUUCCUCUAUGCUCUCCUGCACACGGCCAAUACGUUUUCCAUACCCCUCUGCCACGGUAAUGUUGUGGACCAGUUCUUCUGUGAAAUCCCCCCAAUCCUCAAGCUUUCCUGCUCACACUCCUACCUCAGGGAGGUUGGACUUCUUGUGGUUAGUGGUUUUCUUUUUUUGGGAUGUUUUGUUUUCAUCGUGCUGUCCUACGUGCAGAUCUUCAGGGCCGUGCUGAGGAUCCCCUCUGAGCAGGGACGCCACAAAGCCUUUUCCACGUGCCUCCCUCACCUGGCCGUGGUCUCCCUGUUUAUCAGCACUGGCAUGUUUGCCUACCUGAAGCCCCCCUCCAUCUCCUCACCAUUUCUAGACCUGGUGGUGGCAGUGGUGUACUCGGUUGUGCCCCCUGCAAUGAACCCCCUCAUCUACAGCAUGAGGAACAAGGAAAUCAAGGAUGCAGUAUGGCAACUGAUUCAAUCAGUGCUGUUUCACUGA
Messenger RNA from Nipponia nippon (crested ibis), 657 nucleotides. RefSeq names its product olfactory receptor 14A16. NCBI's taxonomy places the organism in Eukaryota, Metazoa, Chordata, Aves, Pelecaniformes, Threskiornithidae. Gene Ontology annotation, biological process: G protein-coupled receptor signaling pathway. Gene Ontology annotation, cellular component: membrane. Gene Ontology annotation, molecular function: olfactory receptor activity; G protein-coupled receptor activity. The record is from RefSeq and is a predicted model, not a curated record.